This is a messenger RNA of Gorilla gorilla gorilla (western lowland gorilla), 4573 nucleotides long. RefSeq names its product synaptotagmin 17 (gene SYT17). Gene Ontology annotation, molecular function: phosphatidylserine binding; calcium ion binding; calcium-dependent phospholipid binding. Gene Ontology annotation, cellular component: plasma membrane; exocytic vesicle. The record is from RefSeq and is a predicted model, not a curated record. Bases 3191 to 4573 code for a protein of 460 amino acids. The transcript has 8 exons. Lineage: Eukaryota; Metazoa; Chordata; Mammalia; Primates; Hominidae. Gene Ontology annotation, biological process: calcium-ion regulated exocytosis.
UCUCCUCUGCAAGAAGGGAAGUGACCGCAGGUCAGCGCCAAGGUCAAGCAGGCAGACCCGCAGUGAGACCCGUUGAGCUGCUUGCUUCUGGUGCUGGCGCCUCUGAGCUGGGCAGAGAAGCUUACAGACUCCCACGUCCAGGGUGCAUCUUGGCUCACAUCUUGUCCCCUCAGCCACAGCUGGGGGUGCUGCUGAUCCUCCCAUUCCCCUCUGGGUCACAUAUCCCCUCAUCGUGUCCUCAGACGCUUCAGCAUGCCGGGAACUCUGUGCUGUGUCACCUGGCGGAGCCUCUUCCAUUCGUCUCCUGCCUUAGAUUCCCUGAAUUGGCUUCCCUUUCGUGGAAUCGCCAGUUUCUCUUCAAGUUCAAUGAAGGUCACAUUACUGUCCAUCCACUGUGUGCUGAAUGUUGUCCAGGGGCUAUUCAGUAGUCACCCGACAAACACUUGGGCGACCGCCUACUAAGUGCUGGCACUGGGGAUACAGUGAUGAAAACAGCACAGUUCCUGCCCCUCUGAGUGCGCAAUUUAGUGAGAAAUGAACAUGAUUACCGGCUCCUGGGGUUCUUAAUGGCUGCCUUCAGCACAGAGAAAUUAAGUGACUUGCCCAAGGCCACAUAGCUGCUUAGGGGUCAAGGUGGGAUCUCAAGAGGGGACUGUGGUAGAUAUGUUAAGCAUCUCAUAUGGCAAUGACCCAGUGAUGUUGGUUUUCCUUCUAGAACAAGGUGUUAAACUUUGUUGUCCUGUAAAGUGCCAGAUACUAUUUUUUUUCUCUUGGAGGCUCACAUGGUCUCUGUCACAACUAUUCCACUCUGACUAUAACACCAAAACUGCUAUAGACAGUAGUAAAUGAGUGGGUGUGGCUGUGUUCCAAUAAAACUUUAUUUGCAGGCACCAAAAUUUGAAUUUUGUAUAGUUUGCACGAGUCAAGAGGCAUUCAUCUUUUUUUUUUUCAACCUUUUAAAAACUCACAAAUUAUUCUUAGCUCAAGGGCUGUAGCAAAACAGGCUGCGGGGCUGGUUUUGAUCUGCGAGCCUUAGUUUGCCAACCUCUGUUUAGAAUGCAUGGGUUGUCUUUCUUCCUCUUUCUUUCUGGUGUGAAUUGGUUCUCUUCCAUCGGUGUCAAACAUGUGAGCCCAGGAGACCCAAUGCCAGAAAGACUCAGCAUGCCUGGGAACGUCAGGGCACCCUCUUUCAUCUUCUUUGCUUUCUCUCUGCUCCUUGACACUCAUCUUGCACCUGGGCUUUGAGAAAGCUGGGGAGGCUGUUUUUCAGCAGGGCCAUGAGGUGGCCUUGUCUCUGUUCACUUUGGUUUCAUAAAUGGCCUCUUUUGACCACCACAUGUCUAGGAAAUGCUUCCCUAUAUUCAGAAAAUGGUCAUAGAUUAUUAUGAAAAAGUAUCACUUUAUCCUAAACAUUCUAAAGCACUUUUUCAUGCAAGCCCUAUGAGGGUAUAAUAUUUUGCUGUUUUGUGCCCUGCUGUACCUGCCGGGACAAUACCCGGUGCCUACUGGGUUCCACUAGGUCUUGACAAUCACCUAAUUCUCAUCACAGAAAGGGUGCAUUUUAUUUUUCAGCUGGACCGCACACAAGUAUUUGCAUAGUCAGUGUCCUGUCCCACCUCAACAGCACGCCUUUGAGGUAUAGAGUAGCCUUUCCACUAAAGAAGAGGUAACCGAGGCUCAGAGAGGCCCCCUGACUUGCCCAAGUCACAUGAUCAGUCGAUGGUGAGACUAGGACUCUAGUACUUCCUGGCUCAGCUUGUUGCGUGGCCCCUCAGCACCUUUGGGUCUUGUUCUGUGUGUGGUUUGAGUUUUGGCUUUAGAGAGUUUGUGAUAAGUGCCUUUGACUGUUUCCCAAGCUGUUGCUAUUCCCUUACCACUUCGAGGAUUUCGAUUUUUUCACAAGCCACGUACCACCUGUACUAUGAUGAUGAUGAUGAUGAUUGUUAUUUUAGACAGAGUCUCACUCUGUCGCCCAGGCUGGAGUGCAGUGGUGCGAUCUCGGCUCACUGCAACCUCUGCUUCCCAGGUUCAAGUGAUUCUCCUGCCUCAGCCUCCCCAGCAGCUGGGAUUACAGGCGCCUGCCACCACGCCUGGCUAAUUUUUUGUAUUUUUAGAAAAGAGGGGGUUUCACCAUGUUGGCCAGGCUGGUCUCAAACUCCUGACCUCAGGUGAUCCACCCGCCUUGGCCUCCCAAAGUACUGUGAUUAUAGACAUUAGCCACCACACCCAGCCCUACCUAUGCUAUUAUUAACUUAAUUUUUUUUCUAUAAAUGGGCUCAUUUUUAUUUUUACUUUAAAAAAUCAUAUGAAAAGGAAACAUUAUGUCACUAAUAUCAUAGGAAACCAAGAUCAUGUGACAUGGCAGAAGGCAACUAGAAGAAUAAACCCAAUGGGAAUAAUUCCACAUUAUUGAAUUCUAGGUGGACGUGGCUGUCUCCAAGGCUCUGGACAAGAUCUACUUUCUUUGUUUAAAAGAAAGGGGAUGGGGGAGGGUGGAAAUUGGUAAGUGGUAAAAGAUGUUAACAUGUAGUGGUACCAAAUUGAGACUUUCUCCUCCUUAAAGGAGAAUCGGAAAAAAGAUAAUAACUUUCUCCCUCUUGAUUCAAAGUUUUGAGUUUGAGUCCCACCUCAGUUCACCUCUGGGACAUGCCCGAGGUUGGGAUGCAGUACUUCCGACCUAUCUAGCUUACUUGGCCCAUUUGGAAAACCACCUUAAAGAGAAGGAGGGAGUCUGUGCCUUGAGAACCCAGGAGACGAAGAUGGGGAGGUGGGGUGGGGCCACAACAGGAAGGGAGGACCUCCUUCCUCAAGAGGACCAGAUUAGGGCUUCCUUUUUAGUUCCCUCUAUUUGUGGGUGGUGAUAGGAAACACCCCACCAUCACCAUUGGAGCAGAAUUGGAAGGUAGGGCCUCCGGGAGGGCGGGAGAGCCAAGUAACAUCCACUGUGUGCCUGCCUGCAUGUUAGCUAAUCAUGUCCUUUUGGGUUGGCUACAUGGCUAUUUCUGUAUAGGAAGGUUUGCUCUUCUCCUGAAGUGUGGCUGCAUUGGAUAGCAUGACUAUCUAUCUGCCCGCUCUGAUUCAUAACAGCAUAAGGUGCAAAUCAAAUCGAAAUGCUAAAGUUUCCCAUUUAUUUGGUGUUGGUUAACCAGGAGGCUACCAGCAGCCCUGAAAAUAGCAACACCUUGUUAGGAUGUUAGGAAGUCAGCUCUCUUCCCAGGAUGGGCAGUUGGAACCAUUAAACGAGGGUUUUCUUUCUAGAAUCUCUGAUCUGCUGCUGUGCAGAUGGACCUGCCGGCACUGCUGUCAGAAGUGCUAUGAGUCCAGCUGUUGCCAGUCAAGUGAGGAUGAAGUUGAAAUUCUGGGACCUUUCCCUGCUCAGACCCCUCCCUGGCUGAUGGCCAGCCGGAGCAGUGACAAGGAUGGUGACUCUGUCCACACGGCCAGCGAAGUCCCGCUGACCCCACGGACCAAUUCCCCGGAUGGAAGACGCUCAUCCUCAGACACAUCCAAGUCUACAUACAGCCUGACGCGGAGGAUUUCGAGUCUUGAGUCAAGACGUCCCAGCUCUCCACUCAUCGAUAUUAAACCCAUCGAGUUUGGCGUUCUCAGCGCCAAGAAGGAGCCCAUCCAACCUUCGGUGCUCAGACGGACCUAUAACCCCGACGACUAUUUCAGGAAGUUCGAACCCCACCUGUACUCCCUUGACUCCAACAGCGACGACGUGGACUCUCUGACAGACGAGGAGAUCCUGUCCAAGUACCAGCUGGGCAUGCUGCACUUCAGCACUCAGUACGACCUGCUGCACAACCACCUCACCGUGCGCGUGAUCGAGGCCAGGGACCUACCACCUCCCAUCUCCCACGACGGCUCGCGCCAGGACAUGGCGCACUCCAACCCCUACGUCAAGAUCUGUCUCCUGCCGGACCAGAAGAACUCAAAGCAGACCGGGGUCAAACGCAAGACCCAGAAGCCCGUGUUUGAGGAGCGCUACACCUUUGAGAUCCCCUUCCUGGAGGCCCAGAGGAGGACCCUGCUCCUGACCGUGGUGGAUUUUGAUAAGUUCUCCCGCCACUGUGUCAUUGGGAAAGUUUCUGUGCCUUUGUGUGAAGUUGACCUGGUCAAGGGCGGGCACUGGUGGAAGGCGCUGAUUCCCAGUUCUCAGAAUGAAGUGGAGCUGGGGGAGCUGCUUCUGUCACUGAAUUAUCUCCCAAGUGCUGGCAGACUGAAUGUUGAUGUCAUUCGAGCCAAGCAACUUCUUCAGACAGAUGUGAGCCAAGGUUCAGACCCCUUUGUGAAAAUCCAGCUGGUGCAUGGACUCAAACUUGUGAAAACCAAGAAGACAUCCUUCUUAAGAGGCACAAUUGAUCCUUUCUACAAUGAAUCCUUCAGCUUCAAAGUUCCCCAAGAAGAACUGGAAAAUGCCAGCCUAGUGUUUACAGGAUCCAACAGCCCCAUACCAGCCUGUGAACUGAGUAGUCACCCAGCUCAUGGUAUCAGUCCUUGGAUACCCUCACCUGGAAAUGAACAUUUCCAUGGCAUAAAGAAGCAAGUAAAGGCAAUAAAAGUAGAAUGA